AUGGUCAGCAAGCUGAGGUGGCUGUGGAGGGCGCCGGUGCGGGCGCUGGGCCGCGCGCGGGAUUACUACGUGCGGAGCAUCACGGGCUGCGCGCGCUACGUCCCGGCCGACGCCGCCUUCGGCGCCUACCCGGUGCUCGUGCCCAUCGCGCCGCUGCCCAGGAGCUACAGCAGCGGCGACUGGGCCGGCGCCGGCGAGGAGGACCUCCGGGAGCUCAUCCGCGCGUCCUCGCGGCGGCGCGAGGAGGAGCAGCGGCAGGUCGUCCAGGCCGUGGCCAGGAGCCAGAGCACGGCGGUGGGGCGCUCCAUGGCGCCCAUCGACGAGGACGCGCCGUGCGAGUUCGGUGGCGGCGGCGUGGGCGGGCUCUACUCCAGGAGCCAGAGCUACGCCGGCGGCGCCGCCGGGAGGCCUCGGUUCCACAGGAAGUAGGCCGUCUUGGGCUGAGCUAGAUGUCGGUCGGAUGCUCCCCGAGACUGUGCGAUCGUGUUGCCAUUCUCUUUGCUGAUACGAUCCCUUCAAAAUUUGGGUUUUUCUUUUGUGCUCUUUGUUAAUAGAUAGGAAUUCAUGAGUGCAUUUGUUGUUUC
Messenger RNA from Lolium rigidum, 584 nucleotides. RefSeq lists its product as uncharacterized. The transcript has a single exon. The coding region runs from base 1 to 429 and encodes 142 amino acids. NCBI's taxonomy places the organism in Eukaryota, Viridiplantae, Streptophyta, Magnoliopsida, Poales, Poaceae. The record is from RefSeq and is a predicted model, not a curated record.